Molecule: messenger RNA, 162 nt
Organism: Auxenochlorella protothecoides
Lineage: Eukaryota; Viridiplantae; Chlorophyta; Trebouxiophyceae; Chlorellales; Chlorellaceae
Exons: 1
Coding region: 1-162 (53 amino acids)
Source: RefSeq, a predicted model, not a curated record
AUGCCCGGCUGUGCCAGGGCCAGGGUGACCAAGUCCGGGCAGACCUGGGGCAGGCACUGCAGCUUAUCUGCAUCGAGGCCAGGGUUGCCCUCGAUGGUGAGCUCCUGGUGGCGCAGCUUCCUGAAGGGCUCCAGGCACGGCCCUGGCCCGAGGCCGGCGUGA